AUGUCAAUCAUGAAGCUUGUUAACAUGUAUGCUAUCCUUUUAAUACUUAUCACAAUAUCAAUCGCAACAAAAGCAUCAAUCGCAACAAUAGGUGAUGUGAAUACCAAUAGGAAAAUAAAUAUUAAGUUUUGUCACACCUUUUCAACAAUGUCAACUGGCUGUCAAGAUGGGAACUGCAAUGACUAUUGUCGAGACUUGAAGGGGAAAUUUGCAUAUGGAAAAUGUUUUGAUCCUUACACAUGUGAUUGUCAAUAUGUUUGUUAA
Molecule: messenger RNA, 264 nt
Organism: Lactuca virosa
Lineage: Eukaryota; Viridiplantae; Streptophyta; Magnoliopsida; Asterales; Asteraceae
Source: the annotation of a GenBank genome assembly